Linum tenue is the source of this 2379-nucleotide messenger RNA. NCBI's taxonomy places the organism in Eukaryota, Viridiplantae, Streptophyta, Magnoliopsida, Malpighiales, Linaceae. The record is from the annotation of a GenBank genome assembly.
CCGUCGGCCCGUUUAACACCUGCAGCUGCAAGCAACGCUAUUCAAAGAUCCGUUUGGCAACUACAAGAAUUUUGGACUUUUCCAGUACCUUUUCGCCCACUGGAGGGCGACAACUACGAAGCUGCUCCCAUCUCAUUCACUUCGUUGCAUCCGCCAUUUUCCUCGCUAAACCCCCGCCUCCCUCGAUUCCACAGCCACAGCAGCCAAACGCGGUCUAUUAAUCCUCUGCUUCCGGCCGCCGUCUGCAGGCCACGUGACGCAACUGGAAACCGCGCCGCUCUGCACUUGCCGGCCAGAUGUCUUCUCAGUCGCUUCAUUUCUUCACCCCUUCCUCCACCGCCUGCCCGAACAUUACCUUCCCAAAGCCUUCACUUCCGUUUCCCAACCGCCGCUCACCGUUCGCUUCCUCACCUAGGACAUUUUCGAUCAGAGCCGUUUCGGCGUCUUCAGAUCCCAAUCCGGCACCGCCGCCUGUCGUUGUUGCCGACAAUGGAGCGGGGAGCCGGGUUGUGGCGGCGGCGGAUUCCAGCUCAAUCGAUGUGGAUAAGGUCACGGAGGCGGAGUUGAAGGAGAAUGGGUUCAGGAGCAGCAGGAGGACGAAGCUGGUGUGUACGAUCGGGCCGGCUACCUGUGGCUCCGAGCAGCUGGAAGCGUUGGCCGUCGGAGGAAUGAACGUGGCGAGAAUCAAUAUGUGCCACGGCACUAGGGAGUGGCAUAAGCGGGUGAUUGAGCGCGUCCGGAGGUUGAACGAGGAGAAGGGAUAUGCGGUUGCGAUUAUGAUGGAUACCGAAGGGAGUGAGAUUCACAUGGGAGAUCUCGGCGGUGCUCCGUCCGUCAAAGCGGAGGAUGGUGAAGUCUGGACUCUCAGCGUGAGAGCCUAUGAUGGAAAUCGCCCUGAACGUACAAUUACUGUAAAUUAUGAUGGUUUUGCAGAAGAUGUGCAAGUUGGGGAUGAGUUACUUGUGGAUGGUGGAAUGGUUCGGUUUGAGGUGAUUGAAAAAAUCGGUCCUGACGUCAAAUGUAUGUGCACUGAUCCCGGGUUGUUGCUGCCCCGUGCUAACUUGACUUUCUGGAGGGAUGGAAGUUUGGUACGAGAACGUAAUGCUAUGCUUCCUACAAUUUCAGCCAAGGACUGGUUGGACAUUGAUUUUGGAAUUGCAGAGUCUGUUGACUUCAUUGCAGUAUCAUUUGUGAAAUCGGCUGACGUGAUAAACCAUCUUAAGAGCUACAUAGCUGCACGCUCUCGUGAUAAUGACAUAGCAGUCAUAGCAAAGAUAGAGAGUAUUGAUUCGCUGAAGAACUUGAAAGAGAUCAUUGAAGCAUCAGAUGGAGCUAUGGUAGCAAGAGGAGAUCUGGGUGCUCAGAUCCCAUUGGAACAGGUACCGGCCGCACAGCAAAGGAUUGUUGAGGUGUGCAGGCAACUGAAUAAACCAGUCAUUGUUGCGUCUCAAUUGCUUGAAUCUAUGAUCGAGUAUCCUACACCUACAAGAGCGGAGGUAGCCGAUGUCUCUGAGGCAGUUAGGCAAAGGUCGGAUGCAUUGAUGCUCUCUGGUGAAUCUGCUAUGGGUCAAUUCCCAGACAAGGCUUUGACUGUUCUUAGAAGUGUGAGUGUGAGAAUUGAGAAGUGGUGGAGAGAUGGGAAACACCACGAAGCUAUGGAACUGCCAGCUGUUGGUUCAUCAUUUUCUGAUCGUAUUUCAGAAGAGAUUUGCACCUCUGCUGCCAAGAUGGCAAACAACUUGGAGGUGGAUGCCCUUUUCGUCUACACAAAGACGGGGCACAUGGCAUCUCUAUUGUCACGCUGCCGACCUGAUUGCCCCAUCUUUGCCUUCACAACAUCGACAUCCGUACGAAGGCGGCUGAACCUUCAGUGGGGGCUGAUACCUUUCCGCCUGGGGUUUUCCGACGACAUGGAAAGCAACCUCAACAGGACCUUCUCCUUGCUCAAGGCUAGAGGAAUGAUCAAAUCCGGCGACCUUGUUAUUGCCGUCUCGGACAUGUUGCAGUCCAUCCAAGUCAUGAAUGUGCCUUGAAUAACACAGCGCGAAGUCUCCGCUCCAGACUGCAAUUGCUGCCGCUACUCCCCCGAUGUCUCCUAUUAUUACUAGUUUGGUUUAUUGCGACUAACAAGAGAGAUGCAAGGUAGUGCUGAUCAGCAGCAAUAAGGUUGCUCUUGGUCUUAUAAGUAUGUAUACUGUUUCUUGCUGCUUUCCGGGUUUUCUUCUUUCGUCGUUGUAUCAAAUGAUUAGGCUAGGCACAACUGUAGCUUUGUUGCAGAAACUUGGGGUGACUGGAUUUCCUUGUUUGGCAAACGCUGGUUAAUGCAUUCAAAGCGCCCAUUUUGGGAAUCUCCUCUCACAUUUCUUUUACGUAAUGGGU